Messenger RNA from Malaya genurostris, 2132 nucleotides. RefSeq names its product pancreatic lipase-related protein 2-like. Bases 355 to 1977 code for a protein of 540 amino acids. Gene Ontology annotation, biological process: lipid metabolic process. Gene Ontology annotation, molecular function: protein binding; triacylglycerol lipase activity. The transcript is spliced from 4 exons. The record is from RefSeq and is a predicted model, not a curated record. NCBI's taxonomy places the organism in Eukaryota, Metazoa, Arthropoda, Insecta, Diptera, Culicidae.
AGGUAGCACACGAGGAACUCCAACAGACAGUCAUUAAUUAACUCUAGCCGGGUGAGGAUCCAACAGAGACUGAGUACUCAGUACGAGCAAAAUUGGCAGACGUCCAACAAGGAAGUGAUCAUCAUCAUCAUCAUCCUCAUCAGUUUAUGUUGCAAGUGGCCUAGUGAGAGAAAGAGUUAGCAUUUUCUGAGAUCUGUUAGUUUUUUUUUGUUGUGUGCUUGGUUGAUUGUGAUCGAGUAAAGAUCAAAAGGAUUGACCUGAACUUGAAGCUUUACUGCAGCAAGCGCGAACGACUGCGUGUUUUUCGUUUACAUAAGAUUUUUUUUUUGGGUGCAGUAAAUGUAACCGUUGAAAAUGCAUUUAUCGAACGGAACUGGAAUAUUGUUUCCCACGCUGAUGUAUUUGGCGAACUACAAGGAAAACGACAGCCUAGUCACGAUGUAUCCCACCGUCAACGAGGAGUACCGAGCAGACCCAAACAACGUGGUUUGCUACGGCGUUUACGGAUGUUUUCCUAUCACACCACCGUGGACGGACGAACGGCGUCCGAUUGCGCUGUACCCGGAGAAACCGUCGAAGAUCAACGUUCGCUUUCCGGUGUUCAAUAAGCAGACUCGAUCGAUACCGAAGUUUAUCAACCUGGACGAUCCGGACUACCUGCAUCAGGUCGGCAUCAAUCCGGCGGGCAAGAUAUACUUCAUCGCUCAUGGUUUUCUGCAGUCCGGUAAGGUGAAGUGGAUCGAGCAGAUGGUCAAUCGUCUGUUGGAUCAGGACCAGCAGGGUACCGCGACGUGCGUCGUGGUCGAUUGGGGUGGCGGUUCCAGUCCACCGUACAAUCAGGCUAGUGCCAACAUUCGACUGGUCGGGGCAAUCACGGCCAAUGUCAUUCACUUGAUCUACGAGGAACUAUCUCUGAGGAACUUGGACAACGUUCACAUGAUCGGCCACUCGUUGGGAGCACAUCUGUCCGGGUAUACUGGGUUUUAUUUGCAGAAGGAUUUCGGUCUGAAACUGGGACGUAUCACCGGAAUGGACCCGGCGGAACUGGCAUUCACCGAGACAAAUCCAAUCGUUCGGUUGGACACCACCGAUGCCAAGUACGUGGAUGUGAUUCAUAGCGAUGCGACACCUUUCGUGCCGAAGAUCGGUCUGGGAUUGUAUGAACCGAUCGGUCAUCUGGAUUUUUACCCGAACGGUGGCUUCAAUCAACCCGGUUGCGAGCAGACCUUCUGGAAGCGCAGGGACGGUUCGUUCAUAUCCAGUAUGUACCAGUUCUUCAGCUGUAGCCACGUGCGAUCGGUGAGUUUUUUCAUUGAGAGCAUUCAGACCAAGUGUCCCUUCAUAGCGAUCACCUGUGAAAGCUACGAAAAGUUCCUGGCCGGCGACUGUUUCGAGUGUGAACGCGAUGGUCACAUGUGCUUCACGUUCGGAUUCAACAGUUUCGAUAGUUUCCGUAGGAUGGAACACGCCAAUCAAAUCGUUGGCAAUCGUGACAUUCAGGCCUACCUGAUGACGGGAGAGGGGGAACCGUUCUGUCGUACCCACUAUAAAGUGUUGAUCAAAGUGUCCGAUUCCGAGGAAAGUGUUUUGCACGGGGGCGAAGUUGGACGGUUCCAUCUCAGUAUCUACGGACACAAGGGCGAACACUCCGACAAGAUGGCCUUCACCAAAGAGUCAGAGUUGUACGAACCGGGUAGGAAUUACACUCGGGUACUGGCAGGAGCCGGAGUUGGUAAACCGCGAAAGAUUACCGUCAGCUGGGAGUACAAUACGAGUUUCCUGAACCCGUUGACGUGGCGAAUUCUCAACUCACCUCGGGUUUACAUCGAGUACAUCAUCGUGCAAUCGCUUGAAUAUAGAACUAGGAUUUUACUGUGCCCUAGCUACAACAUGCCCGUGACGAGCAACGUCGAUAGUUUGUUCACGCAGGAUAAGUGUCGAUUUUACCCGAAACCCUUGGAGACUGUGCUGAACUGAAGAAGGAGAAAUGAAAAAACGUUUUACCCCAGCAAAGUGUGUCAGUAAUCGCCAUAUCAAUGCAACGCAUCAAUGCACCCAACUAUUAUUUAUAUUAGAGUAGUACCGAUCGAGAAGUAAUUUAAUUUAAAAAUAAAAAUAACAUUAGAACAUUU